UCUUAAAGGAUGGGUUGUCUUAACAUUUUUCUUUAUUGUUAUAGUUUCUCUAAAACAGGUGUAGUAAAAGGUUUGUCUAAAUAAUGAACGAUUUGAACCACAAAUAUUGCAUUGAACCUAAGGUAAAUCAGAGAUUAUCCUGUUUUACAGUGUUGCAUGUAACUAUGUAACCUCCCACAUUUCCAUGAAGGAAUCUUAAAACGUGAGUUCAGAGUUACAGUUCGGAGCACUUUUACACAUAACACAGAGUUGUGCAGAAAACUCUGUCUUGUAUAAAUUAGUACUUACAAAGGACUUCGCUGCCUUCCACUUUUUUUCUUAAAAAUGAAGGAAUUCGGCCAGGAUAAGGACAAUCAAACGAUCAGGGACUAUGACACCAUGACUUCUUUUCUUGGAUCCUUUGGACCCUUUCAGAGGAGGAUUUUUUUGGCGUUGGCCAUCAGCAUCCUACCGAAUGGAUUUACUGGAAUCUAUAUAGUAUUCGUAGGCGCCACGCCAACUCAUGAAUGCCAUGUCCCCGAGAACAACAGCAUCAGCAACAUUUGGAGAAAUGUGACCAUUCCACUGGAAACAGUCGACGGUGUCACAAAGCGCAGCUCUUGCUGGAGGCUUAACCUGGAAACGGUCAGGAACUACUCUCAGCAGAACUUUAUCCCGAAUGUCGACGUGAACGUGAGUGAAAUUCCCCAUGAGAGGUGUCUGGAUGGAUGGACAUACAGCAAGGAAGACUACCAGUCAACUAUUGUUUCAGAUUGGGACUUGGUAUGUGAUGAAGCAUAUAAAGCUCCACUGACCACCUCUAUUCAUUAUGUUGGAGUGCUAAUUGGAACUAUGGUAUCAGGUCAGAUGUCUGACAGGUUUGGAAGAAAGCCGAUUCUCUUUAUCAUGAUGGCCCUUCAAACCAUAGCAAUAACAGCACAGAUCUUCUCACCCAGCUGGGAAAUCUUUACUUUUAUUUUUGCUCUUGUGGGCGCUGGAGGGUACUCCAACUACACAAUAGCAUUUGUUCUGGGAUCUGAAAUUCUCAGCCCCAGGACCCGGGUUGUGUUCUGUUCCCUUGGAGUUUUCAUGGGCUCAGCUGUAGGUUACAUGGCCAUGCCUGCUGUUGCCUACUUCAUCCGCGAUUGGAGAAUGCUGCUGAUUGCAAUGGCUGUAUCCGGACUUAUCUACAUUCCUCUGUGGUGGUUGCUCUCAGAGUCUCCUCGCUGGCUGCUUUCUCAGGGGAGAGUAGAAGAAGCUGAAGCCAUUCUUAGAAAAGCUGCAAAAUUAAAUAGCAUAGAAGUCCCUCAGGACAUUUUUAGCCCCGCUGAGAUUGAAGAUGCUUUGUCGAAGAGUGAUGAAAAAACAAAUCCCUUGGUCAUCCUGAAAAGCUGUAAUAUAGCAUCUAUAACAUUGUUAUGUGCCAGUCUGUGGAUGAUCAUCACCAUUAGCUACUAUGCUUUGCUCCUCAACACUUCAAACCUUCACGGUGACCCCUACUUAAACUGCUUCCUGUCUGCUGUGACAGAAGUACCAGCAUAUAUUAUUGCCUUGCUGCUGCUGCGGUUCUGCUCCAGGCAUCUGUGUCAGUCCUCCACUCUUUUCCUCGGAGGCAUCAUGAUUCUCUGUGUACGGCUCAUACCCAUAGAUUUACCCAUUGUGGCUGUGCUUCUUGAGAUGUUUGGAAAGUUUGGAGUGACCGCAGCAUUCUGUGUGGUUUAUUCCGUCACAUCAGAGCUCUUUCCCACUGUUAUAAGAAAUACUGCAAUGGGUUGCUGCUCCAUGGCCGCCCGCAUUGCUACAAUCAUCUCUCCUUUCAUCAUUUAUCUAGGGAAAUACUACAAGGCGCUCCCGUACAUUGUGAUGGGUGUUUUAGCCAUUUCUGGUGGGAUUAUAUGCUUCUUGCUGCCAGAGACAUAUGGAAGAGCGUUGCCAGAGACAAUCCCUCAAAUGCAGCAGAUCUGCGGGAGAAGAAGAGGGAAGGAAGCUGAAACUGUGGAGAAACAGUUUAUUUCCCAAGCUAAAGAAACCAAAUUGUAGUUAGCUAUAAAUUGUGACAUGGUCUCUUUAGUUUGACUUUAGUCUCUGUUGGUGUCUGUGGAUGUAGUUGCACAUUUUUUGUUGUCUUAUAUAUUUUUAAAGUGGCACAUCAUUAUGAAAGCUGAAAGAGAAAUUAUAGUUUGUCUUGUCCCUGUUCUCUCCACCACUGCUGAAUCUUUUAUUUACUUAUUUCCUCAACAGUUAAAUAUCAGACAUGUAUUUUUUUCUUUUGACCGACAGUGUGACUGUUCCAGUAAUUUUCUUUACCUGACCUCACAUGCUAAAUGAAGAAUGCACUUCCAGGUAUUGUCACAGGGCUCACAGGUCAUGUGUUUGCAGCAACAGAAAGAAAAAAAAUCCAUAAUCCAGCUGUAAACUGUUUGGGUAAGAAGUUGGCUUUGUGAUAAAUUAUGUAACACAGGGAGACUAGGGCUCCAACCAGAAAUGUCUUCCUCGCGAUGUCCCUUAACGGUGCUAAGGAGCUAAAACGAAUCCCGCUAUCCUCUCCGUAACAUGACGUAUAAACACAGCCCACCUCACGGAAAUUAACGAAAAUGUCUGGAGACAAGAGAGUGUGCACUUGUGAGUAGCACCAGUUACCCUUUCACAUAUUACAAGACUUGUUGAUCAUCCAUGUGGAUAAGAGGCCUUUGCCCAUCUCCGCCUUUGUUGUGUACAGAAAAGGAGAUCCGAUAGAUAGUUUAACAAAGUAACGGCAAAGUUUUAAAUUGAAGGUAGCAAUGAAAUUACCAGCUGUGAUUAGAUAUAAUGUAAAUGUAAAUAAAUGUUAUAAAUACAUAUAUUAACCUUGAAAAUUAAACUCUGUAUGCUGUACAUAUUGUUUAUUUUGCAUAUAGUGUGAAUACACCAUUUUCUGUUAAAGACAAAACCUAUCCAUAAAAUUAAAACAAU
Fundulus heteroclitus (mummichog) is the source of this 2931-nucleotide messenger RNA. Its product is annotated as solute carrier family 22 member 4. NCBI's taxonomy places the organism in Eukaryota, Metazoa, Chordata, Actinopteri, Cyprinodontiformes, Fundulidae. Gene Ontology annotation, cellular component: membrane. Gene Ontology annotation, biological process: transmembrane transport. The record is from RefSeq and is a predicted model, not a curated record. Gene Ontology annotation, molecular function: transmembrane transporter activity. The transcript is spliced from 10 exons. The coding region runs from base 325 to 2019 and encodes 564 amino acids.